This is a messenger RNA of Drosophila willistoni, 2685 nucleotides long. It is a transcript of the gene GluRIIE, whose product is annotated as glutamate receptor ionotropic, kainate 2. Gene Ontology annotation, cellular component: postsynaptic membrane; plasma membrane. The transcript has 13 exons. Gene Ontology annotation, molecular function: glutamate-gated receptor activity; transmitter-gated monoatomic ion channel activity involved in regulation of postsynaptic membrane potential. The coding region runs from base 1 to 2685 and encodes 894 amino acids. Lineage: Eukaryota; Metazoa; Arthropoda; Insecta; Diptera; Drosophilidae. Gene Ontology annotation, biological process: monoatomic ion transport; modulation of chemical synaptic transmission; synaptic transmission, glutamatergic. The record is from RefSeq and is a predicted model, not a curated record.
AUGCUUGAUAAAAGCAUUACUUAUAUAUUUAUUUUUUUACAAAUCGCAACUAUUUAUGGUCAAUACGAAAACUAUGGCGGAGGCUAUAAUAGUUUUCAGAACUCCGAAAGUGUUCCAAUUGGUCUCCUCACCGAUCAGAAUACUGAGACCAUGAACAUUAUAUUUGAUCAUGCCAUCAAUGUGGCCAAUCAAGAAAUAGGCACAUCCCUGUCAUCCUUGAAGGCCGAGGUUAAUUACGGUGAUGCGUAUCAAAGUUAUGGCAAACUAUGCAGAAUGCUGGAGACUGGCAUAGCUGGGGUAUUUGGGCCCUCUUCUCAUCAUUCGGCCUUGCAUUUGAUGUCCAUAUGCGAUGCCAUGGACAUUCCCCAUAUCUACUCGCAUAUGAGUGAAUUAGCAGAGGGCUUCAAUUUGCAUCCACAUCCCAAGGACUUGGCCAAGGCUUUGCAUAGUGUUAUAACUGCCUUUAAUUGGUCGCGUUUCAUUUUCCUUUACGAAUCGGCUGACUACUUGAACAUCUUGAAUGAGCUAACCACCUUAUUUGGUAUGAAUGGUCCUGUUAUCACUGUUCUACGCUAUGACAUGCAAUUGGAUGGAAAUUAUAAGCAAAUCUUGAGACGUGUUCGUAAAUCUUCAGACAAUCAAAUUGUUGUUGUUGGUUCCAGUGAUACGAUGCCCGAUUUUCUAAAUCAAGCUCAACAAGUGGGAAUCUUUACUGAGGAUUAUAAUUAUAUAAUUGGAAAUUUGGAUUUUCAUUCAUUCGAUCUGGAGGAGUACAAGUACAGUGAAGCCAAUAUAACAGCUUUUCGCUUAUUUUCACCAGAGAAAAUGGCCAUUAAAGAGUUGCUUACCAAACUUGGCUAUUCCAAUGAUCAGGAUGAGUUUCGUAAUGGUUCUUGUCCAAUAACUGUGGAGAUGGCUCUUACCUACGAUGCUGUGCAAUUAUUUGCCGAAACUUUAAAAAAUUUACCUUUCAAGCCAGUUGCUCAGAAUUGUUCACAACGCUCGGAAAGUGUACGAGAUGAUGGUUCGUCCUUCAAGAACUACAUGCGAACGCUACGCCUAAAGGAUCGUCUUCUGACCGGACCCAUUUUCUUUGAGGGGAAUAUACGCAAGGGUUAUCUUUUGGAUGUCAUUGAACUGCAACCAUCGGGCAUUGUCAAGGUGGGCACAUGGGAUGAACAGCGUGAAUUUCGUCCUCAACGUCUGAAGCCCACGAAUUCUCAAUUCGAUUCCAUAGAUAACUCGCUGGCCAAUAAAACGUUUAUAAUAUUGCUUCAUGUGCCGAACAAACCUUAUGCCCAAUUGGUGGAAUCCUAUAAGCAAUUGGAAGGAAAUAACCAAUACGAAGGCUAUGGAAUUGAUUUAAUCAAAGAGCUGGCAGAUAAAUUGGGUUUUAACUAUACAUUUGUGAAUGGCGGCAAUAACUAUGGAUCAUAUAACAAAUCAACUAAUGAAUCUACUGGCAUGUUGAGAGAGAUUAUGAUGGGGCGUGCCGAUUUGGCUGUCACUGAUCUAACAAUUACAUCAGAACGUGAAGAGGCAGUCGACUUUACAAUUCCCUUUAUGAAUCUGGGCAUCGCCAUACUCUAUUUGAAACCUCAAAAAGCCCAACCAGACCUUUUUACAUUUAUGGAUCCGUUCUCUCAAGAUGUUUGGUGGUUUCUGGGAUUUUCGUUUCUCUUUGUAUCGCUGAGUUUCUUUAUAUUGGGUCGACUAUCGCCAAGUGAAUGGGAUAAUCCCUAUCCUUGUAUUGAAGAACCAACAGAGUUAGAAAAUCAAUUUACCUUGGGCAAUUCGGUUUGGUUUACAACUGGUGCUCUGCUCCAACAGGGCUCGGAAAUUGGGCCCAAAGCCUUAUCGACUCGUACAGUGGGCACUUUCUGGUGGUUCUUCACUUUGAUUGUGGUAUCCUCGUAUACUGCUAAUUUAGCUGCCUUCUUGACCAUCGAGAAUCCUCAAAGUUUGAUCGACAGUGUGGACGAUUUAGUUGAUAAUAAAGAUGGAGUGGUAUAUGGAGCCAAGCGUACAGGUUCUACUAGAAAUUUCUUUAUGGCAUCGGAGGAUGCACGGUAUCAGAAAAUGAAUAAAUUUAUGAUGGAAAAUCCAGAUCUCCUCACAGAAGACAACGAAGAAGGCGUACGCAGAGUUAAACAUAGCCAGAAAUAUGCUUUUCUAAUGGAAUCCACUUCCAUUGAAUACAAUACAAAACGUGAAUGUAAUCUAAGAAAGAUCGGUGAUGCCCUAGACGAGAAGGGCUAUGGCAUAGCCAUGCGUAAAAAUUGGCCAUAUCGUGACAAGUUAAACUUUGCAGUAAUAGAGCUCCAGGAGCAGGGUGUACUGGAAAAGAUGAAGAACAAAUGGUGGAAUGAAGUGGGCACUGGAAUUUGUGCAACCAAGGAGGAAACACCCGAUGCCACGCCCUUGGAUAUGAAUAAUCUGCAGGGUGUUUUCUUUGUGCUAUGUGUGGGCAGCUGCUGUGCCCUAAUCUAUGGCAUUAUAGGCUGGGCUGUGUUUGUAGUUAAAAAGGCUCGACAUCAUCGGGUGCCAUUGCGUGAUGCCCUUAAGGAGGAAUUGAAAUUCGUCCUCAAUUUUAACAAUUAUGUGCGAGUGCUCAAGAACUCUGCCUCAAUCUAUUCGCGCAGUCGCCAAUCAUCCAUGUCGAUAGCUUCUAUGGCAGACAGUUAA